AUGAUGUCUCGCAGUUGCUCGCAGUGCGGAAACAACGGCCACAACUCGCGUACAUGCGGGGAGAGUCCAGGUGGUGGAGAUCACAACUGUAGUACUCCUACUGGUAUUAUGCUGUUUGGAGUAAGAGUCACCGAAGGAGCUGCUUCUUUUAGAAAAAGUGUAAGCAUGAACAAUCUCUCCCAGUACGAACACCAUCAUGAGGAACCCAACGCCGAUGUCGCCGCCGGUUAUGAAUCCGACGACGUCGUUCACGCCUCUGGCAGAAGCCGCGAGCGCAAAAGAGGGGUUCCAUGGACAGAGGAAGAGCACAAGCUUUUCUUGUUGGGUUUGCAGAAAGUAGGGAAAGGAGAUUGGAGAGGAAUUUCAAGAAACUUUGUCAAGACACGCACCCCUACGCAGGUUGCUAGUCAUGCUCAAAAGUACUUUCUCCGCAGAAAUAACCAGAAUCGCCGACGACGAAGAUCUAGUCUCUUUGAUAUCACCACUGAUACGUUCAUGAGUGAUGGUUCAUCAAUGGAAGAAGAUCAAGUCCAUCAAGAAACUGCAACUUUUGUAUUGCCACAGCUACAGCCACAGUCUCGGUUGAACAACAACAGGCCUGGAGGCCUUCCGAUGUCAACUUUUCCAGUAACUUUAAUUAAUCCUGUAACAUCAUCACCACUCAGCGGUGACAACCCAAUGGAGAAGCUCACAUUAGGACCGACAAACUUAGAUAAAAAAUCCCCCAAGCUCAUUCGUCCACUACCAGUUAUUCCAAUUACUCCAUCAUCAAAAUUGGCUGAUCUUAACUUGAACCAGAAAAGUCCCAAAGACCAAUUGCCAGCUCUAUCACUCAAGCUCUCUACUCCAUCCUCGGAGGAGCAGUCAACUCCUGCAUCGACACAUUCAUCAGCAUUUCAGGCUAUUUCGAGAGUUAUCAGUAGAAAUUCAAAAACCAGUGGAAAGGAGAAAAGGAUGACAUGUUGGAAUUCAGCGACGAUCCUUGCAGUAUUGGCGCUGCUUUCCUCCAUUAACGCCUUGGAGUUGGAUCACACGACUGCAAAUGGAGGCGUAGGGCGUAGGGUAUUACUUAGUUUGAAAGAAACACCUCACGGCAGUAACCUCACUUUCGAUUGCUCUCCUUCUGGUCCUUGUGUUCCCUGCACCUACUCCGAGAAGAGUGAUGAAAAAUAUCGAUGCAGCGAGACUGGCUAUCGCAUCCCUUUCAAAUGUGUUGAAAUUAAUCUUGAUACAAAGAAUGAAAAGGGGAAGCAGCAUUCACAAAAUGGUCGAUCUGCUGUUGAAGUCUCUGACAACGCAAAUCCUCAUGUAAUGUUGCAAGAUACUGCCUCAAACAAGGGUAGAACCUUACUGGAUGAUACGUCUACAGCCAAUAGUGGAUCACAGACUUAUAUUACUUACAGAAGCUGUAUAUCACCUAAUGUAGAGAGGUUGUCGGUACUUGGUUUUGAGGGGAUUAUUCUGUGUUUGUUAAUUGCAAGUGGUUCGUUUGUGUACGUCCGAAGAAAGCAGACUUCCAUGGCAGCAAGGGCUGGAGCUGGAGGAGGGAGGAUCCAGAUGAACAGAUUUUGA
This is a messenger RNA of Dovyalis caffra, 1572 nucleotides long. Lineage: Eukaryota; Viridiplantae; Streptophyta; Magnoliopsida; Malpighiales; Salicaceae. The record is from the annotation of a GenBank genome assembly.